CGUAGGCGCGACAAGCCAAUUAAGCUUUAAAGUUUCGGCAGCAUCCGCGUUCGCGGCGCGUUGUACCUGAAAUAGCGUGUUUGUUGACUGCCCGCACCAGCAGCCCACCAACUCCCGCACACUGACCGAUUGCCACCGCAACUGAGCACCACACGGCAUACAGGACUGAAUGGAGACUCCUUCUCGCCGGUAGAGACAACCCAGACCACCCACUAGCCCACAGUUACCGCCAAGUUCGAACGCAUUCGACCAAGGAGCCAUGGAGAACUACCAGAAACUCGAGAAGAUUGGCGAGGGCACAUACGGUGUCGUGUACAAAGCCCGCGACCUCUCCACGCCCGACCAGCGCAUCGUCGCCCUCAAGAAGAUCCGCCUCGAAGCCGAAGAUGAGGGCGUCCCCUCCACCGCCAUUCGCGAAAUCUCCCUUCUCAAAGAGAUGAACAACCCCAACAUCGUGCGCUUGUUGAAUAUCGUUCACGCCGACGGACACAAGUUGUACCUCGUCUUUGAGUUCCUCGAUUGCGACCUCAAGAAGUACAUGGAGGCGUUGCCUGUCAGUCAGGGAGGGCGCGGAAAGCCGUUGCCAGAGGGGGUCAUGGCUGGACGCUCUGGUCACCUCGGGCUGGAUGCGAAUAUGGUCAAGAAAUUCGCAUCCCAACUCCUGCAAGGCGUCUGCUACUGCCACUCCCACCGCGUCCUCCACCGCGACCUCAAACCCCAAAACCUCCUCAUCGACCGCGACGGCAACCUCAAACUCGCCGACUUCGGGCUCGCCCGCGCCUUCGGCGUGCCCCUGCGCACCUACACCCACGAAGUCGUCACGCUGUGGUAUCGCGCGCCCGAGAUCCUGCUCGGCGGCCGCCAGUACUCCACCGGCGUGGACAUGUGGUCCGUAGGCUGCAUCUUCGCCGAGAUGGCCACGCGCAAACCCCUCUUCCCAGGCGACAGCGAAAUCGACGAAAUCUUCAAGAUCUUCCGUGUGCUGGGCACGCCGACGGAGCAGGAUUGGCCGGGGGUCACCAGCUUCCCCGAUUUCAAGAGCAGCUUCCCCAAGUGGGAUCGGAAAGGGGAUGAUGGCUUGACGACGCCUGAUGGAGCCAAGGUGCUGGGCGACGAGGGGCUGGACUUGCUGGAGGCGCUGUUGGUGUAUGAUCCCGCGGGCAGGAUUUCCGCGAAGCAAGCCGUCAUCCACCCCUACUUCAUGGAGGGCAACAAGAUGAGGACGAAUGGCUAUCACUGAUGUCCGACGUUAAGACGACAAGGGCGACGAAGAGAUGGCUCGAACGACUGGCAAAGGGGUGAUGUGGCAGAAUCUUUCUCAGUAGAUGUCUCCUUUGUCAUGGCCUCCGAAAGGGCACGGGAGUUACGUUUGCAUUCAAGCUGGCUCGGAUAUCGGAAUCGAAAGGAGUUCUGGCGAGAAGAUCUGGGUAACUGGAGUUGAUUGAGCUGCAGAGCAA
Messenger RNA from Neohortaea acidophila, 1457 nucleotides. RefSeq names its product cell division control protein 2 serine/threonine protein kinase. The record is from RefSeq and is a predicted model, not a curated record. Gene Ontology annotation, biological process: G1/S transition of mitotic cell cycle; regulation of gene expression; protein phosphorylation. Gene Ontology annotation, molecular function: ATP binding; cyclin binding; cyclin-dependent protein serine/threonine kinase activity. The transcript has 3 exons. NCBI's taxonomy places the organism in Eukaryota, Fungi, Ascomycota, Dothideomycetes, Mycosphaerellales, Teratosphaeriaceae. Bases 260 to 1240 code for a protein of 326 amino acids. Gene Ontology annotation, cellular component: cytoplasm; cyclin-dependent protein kinase holoenzyme complex; nucleus.